GUGAACAUUUCCGUAGCCACUUUGGCUCAAGUCCGCAGCCCCUGGCUCAAGGCGCUGGUCCCAGCACGAGCUGCCGCAGUGGGCUCGCCCACGCCUGCAGCGCCAAAUGCACAUGCCUGGUUACACCGGCCAUGUCCCCGGAAAGGACACGGGCGAACGGGUCAGCUACGCGGUCAGCCCAGCCAAGACCUCGUCGAGCGUGACCAAUCAACAGCGGGUCCAUGCAGCAAUUCCAGGCUACACGGGUCACAUCGGAGGGAAGACCCUGCACCACGGCGCCACCUACAAGACCCAGAAUCGCCAGGUGAUCAACAAGAAAGACUACCGAGAGGCAGAGGUGCGGCCCGGUGGUGCAGUUGCUGGAGCUCCACUGAAGCCUGGAGGCUAUCCUGGUCAGGGCCGGGCCACAGAUGCAACUCCUGGGUACACGGGCCAUUGUCCGAAGGCGAGUGCCGUGGUCGGGGCAACGUUCGCCUCGGCCAACCAGAAAGUCGCCAAGGAGAUGUGCGAGCCUCGCAAGGGCCUCGAGUAUCGGAGGUUAACUGCCCCGAACGUGGAGCCAGGAUCACCUGCGAGCGCAGGGUGCGGUGUGCUUGGAUACGCUGGGCACGUCCCUGGCCAUAAGCUCGAGCAGCGUUUCGUUGGUAUGAACAAGGCCGCCGUGGUCAGGCUCCUGGAGUCACCGAGGAGCGGUUCGCCGACGAGGUGUGGCGGGAAGAGCGGUUUUUCCACUCCCACGAGCACGAGCACGGGGGGGUCACGGCCAAGGUGGACGUGACAGAGUAGGUGGCACCAUCGAGCACAGAGUAGGCUUAGCCUUUCGACGUAGCUGCGCAGUCGGGUUUCCAAGGCUACAGUUUUUCCCCCCCUGAACGGGGAGUGCCAGCACUGUCCUCGCGGUCUCUAGGAGUCCACUCCGCGUGUUCGUGCAUCUGCCGUUGUGUAUAUAGUUUCCGACCUACCAUCUCAGCAAUGCAGUCAACCAGCAUCGUAAGGAUGAGCAACUUCCCAAGGUUAGCCUUGCGUCCUUCCCCUUCGGCCCAUCCUUGGCCGCUUUCGCUGGCCGCGCCCCGCUCGCAACGUGUCGACAUUAGCUACCAGUAGCUGCAAGAUCCUUCCGAGCUGCUAUCAUGUCUUUUUUGUCUGCGCGUUUCGUUGCUGCAUUAUGGCCUGGCAUCUCCGGGGGGUCCAGAACCAGGAGGUCUCGGAGCUGCCAUAUCCUUCAGAGCUGCCAGUAGCUACCAGACAUUAUGGUUUCUGAAUCAGCAGUUGCUGCCAGAUCCUUUGAAGCCGGGCCCUGCACCACUUCUCGUAGUUCGGACUUCACGCGCUCGGCUACCUUAGGAACACCUCUCGGCGGUUGAUGCUUCUUCUGCCACUCUUCGUCUCUCAGUGAUCACGCCGUCUCGCGCAUACUGCUGGGGGGAACAACCCCAGGAGGUGAACAGUCGGCUUGGAUAUGCGAAGCAACACGUCGGAUACGGUGAUACAGCCUUGUUGCAUGUAUUGAACCUAUGUCCAUGACCGUUCGACUUCUUCCGUGUGCGAGAGGAAUGUUGUAGGAGGAGGCGGAUGAUGUGGAUGAGGACC
Messenger RNA from Prorocentrum cordatum, 1590 nucleotides. The record is from the annotation of a GenBank genome assembly. Lineage: Eukaryota; Dinophyceae; Prorocentrales; Prorocentraceae.